AUGCCGAAAGCAAAUGAAUUGGAAUUGCCCGAUAGAGUGGCAGAGACGUUUACCGACCAAGUGGUAAUGGUCACAGGCGGCACGGGCUUCAUGGGAAAAGUGCUCGUUGAAAAACUUCUCAGAAAAUGUCCAGAUAUUCGGCAAAUUAUUCUCUUAGUGCGGAACAAGAAAGGGAAGGACCCGAACGAACGACUCGACGUCAUGCUCAAUGACCCGCUUUUCGGUCAAGUAUUAGAAUCCCGCGGUGUUCAGGCGAUAAAGGAAAAAUUAAAAGUAGUAUGUGGAGAUGUGAGCGAGCUCGACCUUGGAAUGAAGGAAAGUGAUCGUCUAUUCAUACAAAGUAAUGUUGACAUAAUCGUUCACGCUGCGGCUACUAUCAGAUUUGAUGAAGCAUUAAAGAAGGCCGUACUUCUCAACGUGCGAGGCACUAAAUUAGUGCUGGAAUUGGGAAAGUCCUGCAAAAAGUUAAAGUUAUUCAUCCACAUCUCCACCGCAUAUUGCCAUUUAAAUGAAAAGCUUUUGGAAGAAAAAGCAUACGAUCCUCCCGCAGACCCUCACAAAGUACUGUCGACUAUUGAGAUCUUAGAUGACGAAACUAUUGAGAAAAUAACUCCUAAGUUAUUAGAUAAACUCCCAAAUUCAUACGCGUUUACAAAAGCUCUGGCUGAAGCGUUAGCUGUGGAAGCGAUGGAAAAUAUGCCAGUGAUGAUACUUCGUCCGUCAAUUGGCGCAGGAAAGGGUGUAAUUCGGUCAAUGUAUUGUCGCAGCGACAGCUACGCCGACUACUUGCCCGUGGAUGUAUUCAUUAAUGGUAUCAUGGUGGUUACUUGGAACUAUUUAAAGAAUAGUGAUAAGACCACAAUGAUCUACAACUUCACGAGUUCUGCAGAAGUCAAAGUGACGUGGUCCGAACUCAUAGAUACUGGCAGAGAUAUCAUCUUGAAUAGGAUACCCUUAAAUGGUGUAGUUUGGUACCCCGGGGGAUCGAUGAAGCACUCGCGUCUAGUUCACAACAUAUGCGCUGUACUGUUUCAUUGGAUACCCGCUAUUCUCGUCGAUACACUAUUAUUUAUACUCCGAUUUGAUCCAAUUUUAAUACGUGUCCACAAACGGAUAAGCAAAGGUUUUGAUGUAUUUGAGUAUUAUACGAACAACCAGUGGGACUUCAAAUCCGAAGCAGGACAAAGAGUGCGCACACGCCUAAACAGUCGUGAGAAGGAAGACUACAAAGUUGAUGCAGAUGGCGCUAAUAUUCCCAAUUACUUUGAAGAUUGUGUUCGUGCAGCGCGAUUAUACAUCCUCAAGGAGAGCGACGAUACUAUACCUGCAGCUAAAAGGCAUAUGAAAAUG
This is a messenger RNA of Brenthis ino (lesser marbled fritillary), 1350 nucleotides long. Lineage: Eukaryota; Metazoa; Arthropoda; Insecta; Lepidoptera; Nymphalidae. The record is from the annotation of a GenBank genome assembly.